Molecule: messenger RNA, 1061 nt
Organism: Euleptes europaea (tarantolino)
Lineage: Eukaryota; Metazoa; Chordata; Lepidosauria; Squamata; Sphaerodactylidae
Gene: SFXN4
Product: sideroflexin 4
Exons: 14
Coding region: 40-999 (319 amino acids)
Biological process (GO): monoatomic ion transport; mitochondrial transmembrane transport
Cellular component (GO): mitochondrial inner membrane
Molecular function (GO): monoatomic ion transmembrane transporter activity
Source: RefSeq, a predicted model, not a curated record
CCCGGGCAGGCGCUUUCCGGCGUUUUGCACUUGAGCCUCAUGGAUGCGAACUUGCAGUUCUGGAAAAGCGAGGGCAAGACUUUCCCCCAAAGAUUUUAUCACUGGGUUGAAAUUUUGGACCCUUUGCUCUUACUUAAAUCCAGGAAGGAAAUUGAAAGUUCCCGGGCACUUUUACCAACGAAUGAGCCAGAUAUCACAGAGUCUUUACAGAACAAAAAGAUAAAAGCAGCUUGGAAACUAAGUUUGGCCUCUGUGAAUCCUGCCACCGGUGAUACAAUUCUUGCGGCAUUUCGGCCACCAGCUUUCCUGCCACUUACUGCUCCACUGGCCUUUGGCGUUUUAUUACCACACAAAGGAGGGAAGCAAGCAUUUUUUUGGCAGUGCCUUUUCCACACGUAUACAGGUGCAUUCAGCCUGGCACAUGGGAAUCAUACACAGAACACAAAAGAGUUUCUACCCAAGGAGAUGCUUCUCAGCAUGGGGGCAAUUCUGUAUUGUGCAAGCAUGGGAGCUUUUCCUCAUUUCAUCAUGACUCGCUAUCAAGUGCAGAGUCCUUCUAUGCAAGUGUUACUCAAGAAAAUCAUACCAGGUCCACUUUUGGCCAUUAUGUGUGCAUUUAAUGUGCUGGUAAUCCGAGGAACUGAGUUGGAGAGUGGGAUCGAAAUUAUGGAUAGCAAGGGCUGCGUCGUUGGAGUGUCACAGAAUGCAGGAGAAAAGGCAGUAAAAGAAACAGCAUUAUCCAGAGCAGUAAUGGUUGGGGCAACAGCAUGUAUUCCAGAUAUUGUUCUGCACUGUUUAAAACGGACAAAAUUUUUAGUCCGAAAUCCAUUUGUUUGGGGUCCAUUGAGAUCUAUUAUGAUGGUUUCAAUCCUUGGACUGAUGAUACCUGUUUCAUUUAGUUGGAUCCCACCAUUAGGAACGAUACAACGAAGUUUAAUUGAGCCAGAAAUAAUCUCAUCCACUGAAGAAACAGAGUUCUUUUACAACAGGGGUCUCUAAUAACUUGUAGGAUGAUUCAUGAUACAUUCAUUUGAAGGUUUUGUAUCUAAGCUUAAAGAAGU